Gekko japonicus is the source of this 1383-nucleotide messenger RNA. RefSeq names its product growth differentiation factor 5 (gene GDF5). The annotation marks the transcript as partial. The record is from RefSeq and is a predicted model, not a curated record. Gene Ontology annotation, cellular component: extracellular region. Gene Ontology annotation, biological process: SMAD protein signal transduction; BMP signaling pathway. Gene Ontology annotation, molecular function: growth factor activity; cytokine activity. The transcript has 2 exons. NCBI's taxonomy places the organism in Eukaryota, Metazoa, Chordata, Lepidosauria, Squamata, Gekkonidae.
UUAGGAUUGUCAAAAAUAGAUGGAAAAGAAAGGAAUCCUGUGCCAAGGGCAGGUACCCUUAGAACGGGAAGCCAUGGAUACAGUGCUGGGAAUGCAAAGCCAAGGACAAAAAGUAAUACUGCUCAAGCUGGACCUCCCUUGGCAAAGACUGAUGACUCUAAGAAGACUCUCCCUAGAGCAGGGAGCACAGACAAAAAGGUAGGACUACCUACACAGAGACAAUCAGGAAUAAGGACUGUGACCCCAAAGGUUCAGAACUUGGGCAAGGGCCCACUGAAGAAACCUGGCACAGGGAAUGCAGAUGCCAGUUCCUACAAAGCCAAAAAGACUAAAGAACCCAUUGUCCAAAGGGACUCUAAGGAUGCAUUCAGACAUCCUGCUAUCACGCCACAUGAGUACAUGCUGUCCUUAUACAGGACUCUUUCUGAUGCAGAACGAAAAGGCGUUAAUGGAAGUGUCAAACUGGAAACAGGACUAGCAAACACAAUCACGAGUUUCAUAGACAAAGGGCAAGAUGAUCGGACUCCAGCUAUUAAAAAGCAGAAAUACAUUUUUGAUAUCAGUGCAUUAGAAAAAGAUGGCUUACUAGGAGCUGAACUGCGCAUUUUAAGGAAGAAGCCUUCUGACACUUGGAAGUCGCAUUCUCAUGGGAAAACCUGUCAAGUGAAAUUAUUCAGUUGCUCCACAAGCAGGCAAGCUUCAAUCCUCUUGGACUCUCGGACAGUCAAUAUAAUUGACGCAGCAAAAUGGGAAGUGUUUGACAUUUGGAAACUUUUUAGGAAUUUUAAAAACUCUGCUAACUUGUGUUUUGAACUGGAAGCUUUUGAAAGGGGGAGGCCUAUUGAUUUAAGGACUGUGGGGUUCAAUAGAACAGGGAGGCAAGUCAAUGAAAAGGCUCUCUUCUUAGUAUUUGGUAGGACAAAGAAAAGAGAUUUAUUUUUCAAUGAAAUAAAGGCCAGGUCUGGCCAGGAUGACAAAACGGUAUAUGAAUACCUAUUCAAUCAAAGAAGAAAGAGACGAGCUCCUUUAGCAACUCGACAAGGCAAGAGGCCCAAUAAGAACCUAAAGGCCAGGUGUAGUAAAAAAGCACUCCAUGUAAAUUUUAAGGAUAUGGGCUGGGAUGACUGGAUAAUAGCCCCACUGGAGUACGAAGCUUAUCAUUGUGAAGGACUUUGUGAAUUUCCUCUUCGGUCUCAUCUGGAACCCACCAACCAUGCUGUUAUUCAAACCUUAAUGAACUCUAUGGACCCAGAGUCAACUCCUCCAACUUGCUGUGUUCCAACAAGGCUGAGUCCUAUUAGCAUUCUGUUUAUUGACUCCGCUAAUAAUGUAGUCUACAAACAAUAUGAAGACAUGGUAGUGGAGUCAUGUGGCUGUAGGUAG